AUUUCAUCUAAUGCUACAUAAUAGCAAAGUGAGCCCGCACGACUACUAUCACGUCAUUAUUUUGUUGUAAUCAACCACGAGACAGAGAAAUUGCAGGUGGACUAGUAUACAAGUCUCACAGGUUGCCGGGUAUGGCGGAAGCGGAUUUAUAUUCCCUCGAAGUCUAGUUAUUCUUCUCACGCCAAACUUUAGAAGACACGUUCAACACACUGAAAGAUAAAUGAAGGCAUAUUACAAUCUUGAUUUGCAGGAAAACAAGUGAAAAGUUUGGGCCUGUUCGCGUUUCGUUUAACUAGAGUUUGGAGAUUCAUCAGAAUGAGCCGUGGUACAGGAGCUGGGUACGAUAGACACAUUACUAUAUUUUCACCAGAAGGUCGACUAUACCAAGUCGAAUAUGCGUUUAAAGCUGUCAAGGCCGCAGGUAUUACAUCCAUCGGUGUUCGUGGUCAGGAUUCAGUUUGUGUUGUAACUCAGAAAAAAGUACCGGACAAGCUUCUUGACCAGACUAGUGUUACCCAUCUUUUUCCAAUUACAAAAUUUAUUGGUUUACUGGCAACUGGAAUGACAGGUAGGUGUUGUUACAAAACAAAGUUCAGAAUUUCGAGUUCUAUCAACAGAAGAGAUUGAUGAGCAUCUGACAGCAAUCAGUUAGCGGGACUAGGUUUGUUGUCUGAGAAAAUAUACAUAUUACAUAUUGCCAAAGAAAACUGCAGCUCCAAUUGCUUUACUCAUUUCUUCAGAAAGUCCAGUGCAGAAGUGCCGUGUAUUGGUGACAGAAUGUUCUUGAAGUGCCAAUCUCAUGAAUUUUCUGACAUUUAUAUAUUUUUACAUCUUGACUGGUAACUCCAAAUUUUCUUUCUAUACAAUUGAAAAUUGAAUUUUUGAAGGCUUCAUUUUUCAGAUUUGUACCAGUGGUUCCUAUGCAAGUGUUCUA
Cryptomeria japonica (Japanese cedar) is the source of this 934-nucleotide messenger RNA. RefSeq names its product proteasome subunit alpha type-6. The record is from RefSeq and is a predicted model, not a curated record. The transcript is spliced from 5 exons. Lineage: Eukaryota; Viridiplantae; Streptophyta; Pinopsida; Cupressales; Cupressaceae. Gene Ontology annotation, cellular component: cytosol; nucleus; proteasome core complex. Gene Ontology annotation, biological process: ubiquitin-dependent protein catabolic process. The coding region runs from base 316 to 627 and encodes 103 amino acids.